This is a messenger RNA of Sinocyclocheilus grahami, 730 nucleotides long. RefSeq names its product calcium-dependent secretion activator 1-like. The record is from RefSeq and is a predicted model, not a curated record. The transcript has 2 exons. Lineage: Eukaryota; Metazoa; Chordata; Actinopteri; Cypriniformes; Cyprinidae. Bases 260 to 691 code for a protein of 143 amino acids. Gene Ontology annotation, biological process: dense core granule exocytosis; synaptic vesicle exocytosis; positive regulation of exocytosis. Gene Ontology annotation, cellular component: glutamatergic synapse.
GUCUCGCAUAACUGCACUAACCUCCUCGCGCUCGCGCUCUCUUCACAAGAGAGAAAUAAAGAAGGUGGCUCAAUCCAACCUUCUCCGAAUCGCUCUCGGAUUGACUCCGCCCUCAAAAGUCUCGCGACUGACACAUUUGACAUUCUCUGGAAAAAAAGGGGGAAAAACUCCGCUUUAGUGGUCGAGGUCGUCUGAAACCUCUCGGGGUUCCUCGCUUUUCCCACAGCUGUGAGGAGUUGUCGCCUCUCGAGUGUCGACUAUGCUGGACCCGUCCUCCAGCGAUGAAUCUGAGGGCGAACUACCACCUGAGGACGAACCGCCCGUUAAAACCGGGAAACCUGUUAAAAAGAGUCCCAAACCUGGAAAGACGUCGGACGCCCCACGAACCAAAACCAAGGAACCGGUCUCUUCUCCCGCCGAGGCGGACACAACCGAGCAGGAGAGACUUAAGAAAGAAGAAGCGGAGAGGAAAAUUAAACUACAAAUUUAUGUGUUUGUUUUGAGAUGUAUCGCGUAUCCGUUUAACGCCAAACAGCCCACAGAUAUGGCUCGGCGUCAGCAGAAGCUGAACAAGCAGCAGUUGCAGGUGGUAAAGGAGCGUUUCCAGGCCUUCCUGAAAGGAGAGACGCAGAUCGUCGCAGAUGAGGCUUUUUGCAACGCCGUGCGCAGUUACUAUGAGGCAAGACUCUGAUUUUCAUUUCUAUAUCCAAUAGACUUUCAAAGUGUUUGG